AUGGUUUUGUGAGUUUUAGAUAAAUUUUUUUUUAUUCGGGGUUUUCCUUGAACUUCAGAGAACUCACGAAGGAAGAUCGACUGAAGAGAAUCGUUGAAUCUAGAAAAAUGUAUAGGUGAAUAUUUUCACUUGAAAGGUUUUGAAUUAACGGUUGAGAAUUUCCUGACAAGUGGCCUUCAAGCUUGAAAGUCUUGACCGACAAAAUUUAUCAGUUUACGAGAAAAAAAAAUCAAAAAAGUUCAUGAGAAUGGCCCAUUUUUAGCCGCUUUUUCUCAAAAAAUCAGAAAUUUGAGAGGCUGAGAAUCUUGAAAUCAUAAUCUGGUGCAUCAAGAAGUGUUUAAAAAAAGGAAGAAGAAAGGAAAACAUUUGAAAAUUGCCGGGUUUUUUUGAAAUCUGUGGUCAAAGUCGGAAUGCUGGUUAAUGGUCGCUAAAAGGCUCAAAAAAGGCCGCUAAAGGGCUCAAAACAGGAAGCAAAAAGGCUCAAAAAAGGCCGCUAAAAGGCUCGAAAAAGGCUGCAGAAAGGCACCAAAAAGAGUCCCUUUAUCUGUCAUUUUUUCUGGGAUUUAAAAGGCUCAAGGAGUUGUGAAAAAAAAGGGAGAGGCAGCAAAAACGGUGCAAAAGAGCCGAUGAAAGAGUGCAAAAAGGCAGCAAAAAAGGAGCCUUUGUCACCCUAAAAGGAACAUUUUUGGGGCCCUUUUUGACUUUUCUUGACUUUUCCUAUGAUUAAAGAGCCGAAAAACUUGCAAAUCAAUGGAUUUUUCAAAAUUUACAGUUCAAUAUCGCGUACGAAAGGGCCACUGAUCGUCGCUGCUUUAAACAAGCCAAAAUUGGAAGUUCGGUUAGUUUUUUGGCUUGAAAAAUGACAAAAGAAUAGGCCAAGCCAUAUUUUGUGACAGAAAUCCCGUUUUUUUCCCUUUUUUAUUCCAGUUUUUAGUUCUAGCUCUAGUUUCAAUAUCAUUUUUCUCAAAAAUAAUGAAAUUUUGAGCUUUUUCCUGUUUUUGCGCGCGAUAGAAGAUCUUAAAAUUCAUAUCGAAUUUCAUUAUCAUACUUUAAAAAUUACUCUGUCUUCAAUGGACCCUUUUAGGCCCACCAAGGUACCAGAAAAAACCGGGAACGAGUCUGAACUUUCAGAAAUCUGAAAAAAGUCAAUAUUCGAUUCGCGGUGGUACUCUUAACGCGUUAGAAAAAUCAAAAAUUGACCUUCCGUCUCAAACUUUUUAUAUCCUGUCUGAAAAAUAUAUUUAUAAAUAAAUUAAUGGACCAUUUUUUUAGACCCCCUCAGGGUGCCAGAAAAAUCGGAAGCGGUCCAGAAAAUGGUCCCUAGACCUUCAAAACCAGCUCCUGUCGUGGCGAGACCCACCCUUCCUGAACGAUCAAGAAAAUCUGUAAUAAUCUUUUUUUUUUCGUCUUUAUGAGUUUCCAGCGAGUUAUCGGUCCACGGCCGAGUUGCUUGCCCCUUGGAAUCAAUUUAUUCGAGGCGAAUUCGGCCGAACGUCUCAAGGUACAGGAAUAAUCGUUCACUCUAGUGGUUUGUAGUGAUUUUUUCGUCCCUUAAGUGGCCACUAAUUCGACUAUACUUCUCAGACCCUAAAGACGCCACUGAACGGUUUCCUUAGGGACCGCAAAGCCACGCCCCUUUUCGCGAUAGAAAAAGUGGCUUUUUUUUGGUUUUCAACUUUCAUUUUGAUGUAGUUGUAAAAUUUGUGGAACUGGCAAAUAAAAUUUGACACACUUGUACAGAAAAGCUUCCUCUUUCGUUUAAAAAAUAUUUCACGCUUUUUUGAUGCGUUCGCGCGGAAUGUCGUACAAAAACGUGAAUGGAACUAAAAAAAUUUUUGUCGUUUUUUUGCUUUUUUUCAUGUGUUUUUCAGGUCGAACGCACUCUUUCUUUUUUUAAAUAAUGAUUUUUGAUUCAAGUAACGGUAAUUUUUAAAACAAUAAAAUAAAAAAAUUCGUCUUUGCCAAAAAAAUUUUUAGGGAGUGCCGAAAGUCGUAAUUCAAAAAUAUCGUUAAUAUGCGAAUAUAAUCGAGUUUUUUUCUUUUUUUCAAAAUUUAGAUCACGGGCUUACUUAAAUAUUUCUCCACAGAAUAUGUGCUUGAAAAAAAGUUGUUUAAUACGCAAAAAAAUGCUCUUGAAACUAGAGGAUAAAAAUUAGCGGCGUUUAUCACACAGAAAGCGGUCGAACGCAGGUUUUUUUAAACGAUUAUAUACAUUUAUUAGUAAAAAAAUCUUUCAAUUAAAAAGAAUAAAAUAAAAAAAAUUCGUCUUUGCCAAAAAAAUUUACGGGGCCGUUUUUAAUGCAGCGAUCGUUAAACGAGGCAAAAAGCACUAAAAAAACAGUUUUUUUCGAAGUGAAUUUCCACGAACCGUUUGAGUAAAGAUUUGCAAACAUAUUCUGAUAAAAAAAUAGCUAAAUUACUUCAAGUUUUUUUCUUUUUGAAAUAGACAAUCUGUGCUAUUCAAACGGCUCAAGGGUAUGGCGGAUGGAAGCUCCCCGCGUUGGACCUAACAGCUUGGCGCAACGCGUGCGCUCCGAUUUUUACAUUUUGAGGUAGCGAGUUCGAUGCCCGCAAGCGGCAGUUUUUUUGUUUUUCUGGAAAAAUACCGACUUUUUUUCGACAAACUAGCUGAUUAGCAUCAUUUUAGCACUCUAGUAUGAUUUGUUACAUCAUAAUAGACCAGUAUCAAAAUUUGUUCUAGAAGAAAAAUCGAAAAAAAUGUCAAAAAUGGAUAAUACCAAAAUUUCAGUACUAAAAAAAUGGUGCGCGGCGCGCCACCUUUUCCGUCAUAACUUUUUUCAUCCUCAAUCUUUUUUGAAAAACUAAACGGUUCUGAGUUUUGAAUCGAAACAGCUAUCGAACCAUACAAAGCUCAAUGCUGAAAAAAAUUUUUUGAAAAUUCGUCUGCGGUCCCUAGGUUUCCUAGAACUGCCAGGAAAAACAGCCUUUGGUCCCUAUAGGCCUUAGGGGAACAAAGAGCCCUAUAGGGGCCGAAAAAGUGGUCCCUUUAGGGGUAAAAUUAAGGUGGUCCUUUUGGGGUUUAGGCUCUGAGUCAGAACUUCUGAUCCCUCAGCCUCUAAAGCUUAAGUGGUCACUAUAGGGACUGGAGGAAACGAACCCCUAUAAGGGCCCGUAAAAGUGGUCACUAUAGGGGUUCAAGAUGUGCACCCUAUGGGGGAAAUGCUACUUCGCUUAGAGUUCAUAACAAUUAUCGCCUAGAAUGUCCUCUAUAGGGACUACUUUUGCAAGCUUUAGUGGCCCCUAUAGGGUUCGGUAAAGUGGUCCCUAGAGGAAUCAGCAUUAUUCAUAUAUGCUGUGGUUAGUUUUAUUGAAAUUUGACCCCUUUUUCGGUCCCUAUAGGGGCUGUUUGUUACUUUAACCCCUAUAGGGACCACUCUGGAAUUUCUAAAAUUGAAAAAUUGAAGGUUCGAGAGUAUAUUCGGAAGAUUUCGACGCCUGGUCCCAAGCAAAUGACAAAUAUAGUUGCAAAUAACGAUCACAUUGCCAAGGUUUUUGUUUCGAAUUGACAAUUUCGAACCAAAUUAUUUCCUAGAAAUUGCUGUUUUCGGAUGAAAAAGUGAAGCCAACGCGUCUUGAUCUGGAGAACGUUUUUGGGUAUUCUAAAAUCGACUCAAAAUUAAUAAGUAUGAUGUUUGAAACAGUUUUGUCAUGUCGAUCAGAGCCGACGAUGAGGAUUUCUCGACCCACGUCGAAAAGUACAAAGCGAUGUGUUCUCACCUUCAAAAUCUAUUUAUUUGAAAUAAAAAGUCCUAUUUUCAGAGAAAAAUAAGAGACGGGGAAAAAAGUAAAGUCAUGUUUGCCCUACACUUGAACCUGUCGACUUGUGGCUUUCUUUUGGGAUUUUUCAAGUUUUGAUUAUUGUCCCUACCCAAAGAUCAAUUUUCGAACGAAAUUUUCACUUAUUUCGAAACUAACAGCAGAUCAAUCAUAGUUGAAGCGCGCUAGUUUAAAAACGUUGACGGGCUUUCCGGAAAUUCGAGACUUUCCCUGUUUCUCCUUCUCAGCUGCUCUUCAUUUUUUGUUUCUUUCAUUUUUGAAAAGUUGGAAAAUAAACGUACUUUCCUGUUUCAAGAGAAUGAUUUUGCUAUGAAAUUUGUUGUGAAGUUGUUCCUCUGGUCUUACGACUACAAAUCAUAAAUUGUUGAUUCGGACAAGCAAAUCCAGAGAAAAUAGCCGUGAAAAAUAGCUCCGGAUUUUGGUAUGCUCUAUUGAUAAAAAUGUUUUAUUUAGUGAGGGCGUCACUGGAUUUACGAUGAUUUUUCAAGGAUUAAAAAAAAAGCCGUGAAAAUUAGUCUCCGAUGCUGUAUGUAUGCUCCAUUGAUAAUUUUGAAAUAACCUGGAAAAAUAGCCUUUUGAUCAGGAUAUUGUGCUCCGUUGAGAAACUGGAAAAGCUCUAGUGGCCACUUAAGAGUUUCCUCAAGGAAUAUUGGGAGAGGACACUAUAGUGACCACUGAAAGUACCUCUAUAGAAGCAACUAUGUAUUUUGCUUUUUAGUGGCCACUAUAGUGGUUUGUAGUGGUCACUUUUCUUUCGUCACAAAAGUGGCCGCUAAUUCAAGUACUAUAGUGGCCUCUAAAAUGUCUAAACCCUAAAGAGGCCACUUGAAAUUCCCCCAGAACUGCCAGAAAAAAAACAGCCUUCUUUGGACUUCCAGAGUGCUCCCUCUAGUAGGGGAGGUAAAACCCUCCCUAGGGCCGAGAAAGUCUCAAGUGGACCCUAUAGGGGUCUCUCAAUUUCAUUCAAAAAACGCUUGUUUUUCAGUUUUCUCAUGGAAAUGCUUCUACACUCGGAGUCCAUAACAAGUAUCGACUAGAAUCUUCUCGAAAAGGACCACUUUUGCAAGCUUUAGUGGUCCCUAUAGGGGUUGGUAAAGCGAUCCCUAGAGGGUGCCUUCCAAGGACCCCUAAGGUUGCUCCUAUAGGGACCACUCUGGACUUCUGAAGUUUGGAAAAUUCUACUGCUUUUUUAAAAAAUUUCCUUUUUUGUAAACUUUUAGAACUAUCGCUCCUCGGUUGCAGUACUAAUUCCUUCCUUCAAGGAAGACAAGGGGAAAAAAAUUCGCCCCACAAAGCAAUUAACAUUGGGAGCAUGGAGGCGUUAAUUGGUUCCGGAAGAAAAGUCUCUUCUUUCUUUUUCCUUCCCCUUUUUGGAAUUCUCCCUUUGAUUAUUCUGACCAGGGAAUGGUCUCCGGUCGCAGUGGGAUCUCUCAAUGAGACCAAUUUUUCCAGAUGUAGUUUUUCACGCUGAUCUCAAAUCUGGUCUCAAAAACUGCCGAAGAGCUCUGUGAAAAAAGUUAUGGACCCUCAAAAGUCGAAAAUUUCAGUGUCUCCGAUUGAGCUCAUUUUUGGAGGGUAUAUAGACCUUGUCCCUCUGGUAAAGAAAAACCAUUGAAGUUUUCACAAAAAAAUUUCGGAGCCCAGAUAUGAUGUUUCAAAGCCUAGCCUCACACAAGAGCUUGCGAGCGCGGUGUCCUAUUGCGAUCCGGCGACCGUCGAAGCAACGGCAGCAAGGAGCAGUGGUAAGGCGGUGGACUGGGGAUCACGAGGUCAUAGGUUCGGUGCCCACUCUGUGCAAACUUUUUGCAUUUUUUCUAUUUUUCUAUGAUUUCGUUUAAGGGCUCCUAUUUUUGAGUUUUUGAGGCGUAUAAACAUGAAAAAAAUCUUCGUUUUUAGCCCAUUCGAACAUCUAGAAUUAUUUUCGUCAAAAAAAUUUUUUCAUGGAAUUUUUUUCGAGAUUUUUUUCAUGUAUAUGAGCAUGGGCUGGAGUGAGAAAAAUUUUCAGGAAAAAUUUUUUUGUUUUUCCAUUUUUUUCGUUCCUAAAAAGAUUUAUAAGUUUAAAUAGUCAUAGAUACGCCGACAUAUCCCACAGAAAAAUUUUUUCCUGGCUUUUUUAGACCUCACCGCUCAACUACGACUGAUGGAAGUUUCGGAAAAUUUUUGCGUAGGUGCUCUUUUUCGAGUUUUGAAGCGUUAAACUGUGAAAGUUCUCCGUUUUGAAACUAUUCAAACACCUGGACCUUUUUUUGUCAAAAAUUUCUUCAUAUAAUUUUUCGUUAUUUUCCAUGUGUAUGAGUAUAGGCUCGAGUGUGGAAAAUUUUCAAAAAAUUUUUUUUUGGUUCUUUUUCUUUUUUUUUAAAUUUUAUUUAAAGUUUUUUAGUCCAUUUAUUCAUCGAUAAACCAAAAAAAAACCACAGUAAUUUUUUUUCUUCUAAAAACUUCUUUGAGAGUUGCAGUGAUUUACCUAUGAUCAUCACCUUAUGCCUGAAAAAGUUUUUUUGCGCGAUUUUUCCCGAAGUAGAAAAAAAUGAGAGUGCGCAAAAAAACAAAAUUUAUUGUUGAAUAAAAAAAUUUCUUUUUCUUUCCUCGAAAUUUUUCUCUCGAAAAAGUCUGACUGGACUGUGAACUUUCACAAGUUCCAUUAGAACGAAUUAUUUGGGGGAUUUCGGUCCCAUUUUUGUUAUCUAUCAAUCAGAAGGGAUUUCUUUGAAAGUUUCAGCAAAAAUUUGAGAAAAAGCGGAUUUAUUUUUUUCUCUUAUGAAGUCGUAGUUGAACGGUAAGGUCUAAAAAAGCCAGGAAAAAAUUUUUCUGUGGGAUAUGUCGGCGUAUCUAUGACUAUUUAAACUUAUAAAUCUUUUAGGAACGAAAAAAUGGAAAAAAAAACAAAAAAAUUUUCCUGAAAAUUUUCUCACUCCAGCCCAUGCUCAUAUACAUGAAAAAUCUCGAAAAAUUCCAUGAAAAAAAUUUUUGACGAAAAUAAUUCCAGAUGUUCGAAUAGGCUAAAAACGAAGAUUUCUCAUGUUUAUACGCCUCAAAACUCAAAACAGGAGCCCUUAAACGAAAUCAUGAAAAAUAGAAAAAACUGCAAAAAAAUUUGCACAGAGUGGGCACCGAACCUAUGACCUCGUGAUCCCCAGUCCACCGCCUUACCACUGCUCCUUGCUGCCGUUGCUUCGACGGUCGCCGGAUCGCAAUAGGACACCGCGCUCGCAAGCUCUUGUGUGA
Messenger RNA from Caenorhabditis auriculariae, 7023 nucleotides. The record is from the annotation of a GenBank genome assembly. Lineage: Eukaryota; Metazoa; Nematoda; Chromadorea; Rhabditida; Rhabditidae.